AAUGCUGGGCUAAGUUGAUGGGCUGUUUGUUUUUCAAUUGGGCUGUUUGUUGAUGGUAACAGCAGCAAGAACUGAAGAUGUGUGAAAUUUGAGUCUCUCUCCUUGGUUCCGCCUUCCGCCCUUGACAGUGUUUACGGUAGAGCAAAGCUACUGUCGUCAAUCGUCGCAAACACUCAGCAGACAACCACCGCUUCCACCGCAAAAGCAACCCAAAAUUGUGGUUGCAAUCUAAUUUUAGAUGUUUUGUGGCGAUUGUUGAUAAUGUAGAAGAUGCAGUGUUUAAAGAACUCUAUUCUGAGGCAUGUUAGGCUCCAGCCCUCCUUGAGGACUUGUUCAUUAACUGGAAAUGCAAGUCUACUUGACAAAUUAAGCAGGCAAUUGUGCACUACAACGUCAAACAGCGACAACCAGAUAAUGGAUCGAGUCAUUGGCUUAGUCAAGAAGUUCAAACAAACUGACUCCGCCAAGGUAACUGCAACAACUAAUUUCCAAAAGGAUCUAAGCUUGGACAGCUUGGAGAGAGUGGAGCUUGUUAUGGCCUUCGAGCAAGAGUUCUCCAUUGACAUCCCUGAGGAAGAAGCUGAUAAGCUUACUUGCUGUGCUGAUGUUGCCAAGUAUAUUUUAGAUGAAAGUAAGCAGAGUGCUGACAACAAUUCCUGAUCUUCACCAGGUAUCCCAUCAUGGAAUUGAAUAUUUUGCCAGAUGCUAUCUACUUUGUAUUCGCCUAUCAACUUAUCUUUGCUUCUCUAUAACUAUGCAAAGUUUUUACUUAACCAUUAAACUGAGUUACUUUCUAGAGACAUCAUUAUAAGUUUUGCUCAAA
Messenger RNA from Spinacia oleracea (spinach), 823 nucleotides. Its product is annotated as acyl carrier protein 3, mitochondrial. The transcript is spliced from 3 exons. Gene Ontology annotation, molecular function: acyl carrier activity; acyl binding. Gene Ontology annotation, biological process: fatty acid biosynthetic process. Bases 271 to 660 code for a protein of 129 amino acids. Lineage: Eukaryota; Viridiplantae; Streptophyta; Magnoliopsida; Caryophyllales; Amaranthaceae. The record is from RefSeq and is a predicted model, not a curated record. Gene Ontology annotation, cellular component: mitochondrion.